Messenger RNA from Lathyrus oleraceus (garden pea), 1590 nucleotides. RefSeq names its product metalloendoproteinase 1. Gene Ontology annotation, molecular function: zinc ion binding; metalloendopeptidase activity. NCBI's taxonomy places the organism in Eukaryota, Viridiplantae, Streptophyta, Magnoliopsida, Fabales, Fabaceae. Gene Ontology annotation, cellular component: extracellular matrix. Gene Ontology annotation, biological process: extracellular matrix organization; proteolysis; collagen catabolic process. The transcript has 2 exons. The record is from RefSeq and is a predicted model, not a curated record. Bases 18 to 1013 code for a protein of 331 amino acids.
AAUUUAUAGAGCUAAUCAUGGCUCUAAACCUUGUUAAACUUUCAACCUCUUUCCUUUUACUCCUUUUAGGAAAUCCAUUUCCCAUUUUUGAGUCAAGAACCAUAAAACCCUCCAAGGAUCCAUUCAUCAAAACACUCCAAAACCUCAAAGGUGUUCAAAAAGGACAAACCCAAAAAGGCAUAGGAGAACUCAAAAACUACCUUAAAAAAUUUGGCUUCUUAAAUCAUGAUGCUAUUACUUACCCUUCCACUAUUCUAAACGACCACUUUGAUGAAAACUUGGAAUUUUCCCUAAAAGAUUUUCAAACAUACCAUAACCUACAUGUAACUGGUCUUGUAGACACAGCAACCAUAAAACUCAUGAGCCUUCCACGCUGUGGUGUCCCUGAUUUGCAUAAUCAUGGUUACAAUCAUAUUGGAUUAACGAUGGUUUCAAAUUAUACCUUCUUUCAAGGUUCACCAAAAUGGAAAGACUCAAAAAGGAACUUGAAAUACAUGUAUAAAUCAAGUGUUGAUGUGUUGAGUAUGGAUGAUGUGAGAAAAGCGUGCGAGAAUGCAUUUUUAAGUUGGUCAGAAGUUAGUGAUUUCACGUUCACGGAAGUUGGAGUAGUUACUAUGGCUGAUAUAAUAAUCGGAUUUCACCGUGGCGAUCACGGUGAUAAUUGUCCAUUUGAUGGACCUGGAAAUGUUAUCGCUCAUACCUUUGCUCCAGAAGAUGGAAGACUUCAUUUUGAUGGUGACGAACAUUGGACCAACACUCCCACAAGUCUUCAAGAUGACUUUGGUAUUGAUGUUGGAUUAUUGAGGAGGCCUAAUUCUAUUAAAAGAUCAAUGGCAAUGGCGAAACAGUUUGAUUUAGAAACAGUGGCUUUGCAUGAAAUGGGUCACCUUUUAGGGCUUGGACAUAGUAGUGACCCAGAUGCUGCUAUGUUUGCCUAUUAUUCAGGUGUUAGGAGAAAAUUGAAUCAAAAUGAUGUCGAUGGAAUAUUGGCUCUUUAUGUGCUUCAUAAAUAACUAGAAACUAAAAAAAUAGUUAAUCUAGUUCUGGUAAAAAUAUCAUUUGAUCUAUAAGAAAUAGUUUUGUUUUUUUUUGUUUAAAGAGCAUUGAUGUAUUAACAAGUGUUUUAAGAAUCGAAUUGGACUGACCGGUCGAAUUGAGAAUAGAAGGGGUCAUCGAUCAGGUUAUAUUGCUGAAUUGAAUAAGCUAUUAAAUUAGUGGGAACCAAUCAGUGUUGAAUUGUAAUUCCUUGUGUCGAAGCAGGUUGCUCGACAGAAACAAAGAAGUGUUGAACCACCUAGUGUGUUGAGUUGUGUUAGUGUGUCGAAGUGUCGAAGCAUGUUGCUUCACACGGGAUAUCGACUUAGGCCUAUUUUAUUAGUGUUAGUUAUUUUGGGUUUUUAUAGUUUUGGGUUUUUGCUCGAUGUACAAGUUAACCUAAAUCUAUAAAUAGAGGGGGUAACUCUUAUUCUUAUAAUAAAGUGAAUAGAGUAUUCAUAACAUUGUAAUUCACAGUAUUUUACAGUUGCAAAGUGAAUAAGAAGUUUGCCAUAAUUUGUGGGCAGAGAGAAACUCUGCAUGAUUUAAUUAUUA